GAACACUAGUUUGAGAGUCAAUUCCCCAUGUAUUUGAUAAAAUGUCUCAGCGAGCUGAUGUUGGUUCUGAAACGCCCUCUUCCAUGCUGAUCCUUGCGUCGCGACUCGGUACACAACUGAUACAAUGUCUCCGAACACUUCCCUUCCGCAAUUUGUUACCAACACGGAUCUCGACCCAUCUUUCGAAAACGACAUUCGAGACGUCCACCUCAUCUACGACUACAACGCGCAGAGCGCCGAUGGAAAGCCCGAAAAAUGGCGAUAUGAGAUGUGGUUCUUCUCGGAGAACCGCAUCGUCUACGCGAUCCACGGAGGCCCCAUGGCAGGUCGAGUGAACUACCAGACGGCGACGUACCAGUGCAUCCGCCCGGGGGAGUUGUGGCAGUGUAACUGGCUCGAGGAGACCGGCACCAUCUGCUCGCUCGUGUACGACAUUACGCGGCAGACCAUCACGACACUGCUUGGGUUCUCCAAGGGCCACUGGGAGAAACCGGAGGACGCGCAUGGCGACAAGAGGAAUCCAGAGGAUUUUGAGCGCUGGAGGGGCCUUGCGAAAUUGGGUACGCAGGUCGACAGGUUCAUGUUGUCGGAGCAGGCCAACAUCAAGGAGAGCUUUAAGGGAGCGGGACAACUCAAGCCGAUUGCGCCCGACGCUGAGACCUUCUGAUAGAGGGCGCCCAGAGGCGGGUUAGACAAUGGCUUUGAUUGUGCUAUCUGAACAUGUGCUUAUGAUCUGAUAUGAUCGGAAGGAGGCAGCAUCCUCCGUAUACGCAGUGCUCAGUGCAUGUUGCCGAGGGGAAGCUGUCUAUAUAAGGGUGCCUGAGAACAAUGGCCUUCCCCACUGACCACCCGCGUGUAUUCUUCGCCCAU
This is a messenger RNA of Emericellopsis atlantica, 870 nucleotides long. Its product is annotated as putative phenol acid carboxylase. The coding region runs from base 125 to 667 and encodes 180 amino acids. The transcript has a single exon. The record is from RefSeq and is a predicted model, not a curated record. Lineage: Eukaryota; Fungi; Ascomycota; Sordariomycetes; Hypocreales; Bionectriaceae. Gene Ontology annotation, molecular function: carboxy-lyase activity.